AUGGAUACUAUCAAUUUCAAUCCCUUUGACGAUACAGCCGCCGCUGCUAGUCCCACUUCGGCGGCCGCUACCCAAGCACCGACCUCCGCUGCGGCAACGACCCGGCCGGAACCGUCGCCAUCCCCCUCGGCGGCCCCUACCUCGAGCGCUGCUCCUCCCCUUUCAUCAUCUGCGGCUCCGACUACUGAGCGCCCGCCUGCUUCUUCUUCGGCCGCGCCAACAUCGUCCUCGGCCGCACCGGAAUCUUCCAGCCAGCCUGCAUCCUCCUCCCAACAGGAGCAAAGCUCGCAGCAACAGCAGUCGAGUAGCGCCCCUGCCUCCUCGGCAUCAACCCCUGCUUCCUCCUCUGCCGCCGCUACUACCCCUCCCUCCUCAUCCCAAGCCGCAUCAUCCGCGGCGGCAUCUUCCAAUGCCGCCUCCCAGUCCAUCGCGUCAGACAUCACCCUCUCCUCGGCUGUGGUCAUCACUAGCACAGAUGCCUCGGGAUCGGUUAUCACUACCCGCCCCGCCCUCAUUACCACCGCCCGCGUCACAACUGAUCAAAACGGACAGGUCUUGACGGUCACUCAGAUCGUCCGGAACCCCGGAGUCACCGACAACAGCAGCGGGAACGGCUCGCAACCCAGCUUCAUCAACAACACGGGCGCAGUCGCGGGUGUAUUCGUCACGGUCGGUCUUCUCGUCACUGCCGGUGUUUUGGCGUUCGUCCUCUUCAUGCUCAGGCGGCGGAGGAGGCAGCGUCUGGACCGGGACGUCGCUGCUGCGGCAGCUGCAGCGGCUGCCAACUCGUUGCACCGGUCGGCAUUUGACGACGACGACGUCUCGCCCGCCAUGACGCAGUACGGCGGCUACUAUGCGGCGACCACACCGGGGACGGACCUGCACGGCGAGCCACAGCCAGCGGGCCAGUACCAUGACUAUGUGGACCCCACAGGCGGAUACGAUCACUACGCGUCCAACAUGCCGGGUGCCGACCGGAUGUCCACCGCUGGUCCGGGUCUCGCUGGAUUCGGAGCGACGGCCGCGGCCAACCAGUACGACCACUAUGACCCCAAUGCUUACGGCGCCCAGCCCGAGCAAUUCCAUACCCUCCCCAGCCCCACCGACCAUACUUCCAUGCAACACCAGCAGCCACAGCCCGGCCCGUACUAUUUCGACCCCAACCAGGCGUACAACUACACGGCGGACCAGGAGGACCCGUAUGCGGGGUACGACGAGCACCCGCAGCAGCCCACCCGACCCCGCUCUGGUAGCGAGGGGAGCGUGGCGCGGCCAACGGAGGAUAGGAAGGGGCUGAAGAUUACGAACGUCUAG
Molecule: messenger RNA, 1314 nt
Organism: Dioszegia hungarica
Lineage: Eukaryota; Fungi; Basidiomycota; Tremellomycetes; Tremellales; Bulleribasidiaceae
Exons: 2
Coding region: 1-1314 (437 amino acids)
Source: RefSeq, a predicted model, not a curated record